Messenger RNA from Phytophthora infestans T30-4, 603 nucleotides. RefSeq names its product pectin lyase, putative. Gene Ontology annotation, molecular function: pectate lyase activity. The transcript has a single exon. Lineage: Eukaryota; Oomycota; Peronosporomycetes; Peronosporales; Peronosporaceae. The record is from RefSeq and is a predicted model, not a curated record. Bases 1 to 603 code for a protein of 200 amino acids.
AUGAGCAAGAUCUGGCUCGACCACAUCAAGAUCUCGCGCAUCGGUCGCCAAUUCAUCGUGGCCAACAACGCCGGCGUUUCGUCCCUGACGAUCAGUAACUCGGACUUUGACGGUCGCACGGAUUACUCUGCAUCAUGCGACGGGCGUCACUACUGGACGUUCCUGCUGUACGGCAAGGACACGAAGGUCAGUAUGAUCAACAACUACGUCCACUCGACGUCCGGUCGGUCGCCUAAGGUCGGCGGAUCGAGCGAUUCGAACGCUAUCGUACACGUCGCCAACAAUUACUGGGCGGACAACUCCGGCCAUUCGUUUGAGCUGGGUCAGAACGGGUUUGUUCUUGCCGAAGGCAACUACUAUCAGGACACGGUGGCACCUGAAGGAGCCAUCUACGCUGCCACCGCAACUACCGAGUGCAGCAACUACCUGGGUCGCUCGUGUCUGCCUAAUGUGUUGGACAAGAGCGGCUCGCUCCAGUCACGCAGCGGGGCCACAGCGCUGUCGAAGAUGAAAGGAAACACGGCGGUCUCAAAAUUCAGUCCUCGGGCGGCGAAGAAGCUUGUCAAGACGACCAAGAACUUUGGCAUUGGUGUGAUCAACUAA